This is a messenger RNA of Pocillopora verrucosa, 2476 nucleotides long. The record is from RefSeq and is a predicted model, not a curated record. NCBI's taxonomy places the organism in Eukaryota, Metazoa, Cnidaria, Anthozoa, Scleractinia, Pocilloporidae.
ACCAUUGCUGUUAUGUUUGGAGCCACUUCCAGCACAUGCCUGAAUAUGUUUUUACAACCAAGAAAUGGAAUUUUUCAGAUGCCUGACCCAGCUGGAUGGGUGCAGGAGUUUGCAACAGUACUGCUGUGGAUGUUAGGACCUUGGGGCCAUCCUCAUCCAGCAGUAUACCUUAUCAGUGCAUGCAUUGUUCCACCAUGUGCCCGUGUUGUGUUUGCUGUUCUAUAGCAUGGGAUUCUUGUCCUUGAGGAUGGUGUUUCUUGGUGUUUCCUCCCCUCAAACCUAACUGCUGGGUUUCUUUUGGCACUUGGUUUUUCAGAAUAUUGUCACUGUUCUUGUGUACGGGAUCCUGUUCUACCCAUUUUUUGCCUGUCUGACAACUGACAACAGACUGGUUGGGUCCUUGCUGGGUUUUCUUUAUGUUACAAUCAGAUUCUUCUUCAAACUGGGAAUAGAGUUUCAGUGUAUGAAGUACUUGAAGGGAGAGUACCAGAAGGAAUUAUUUUACCUGACAUAUUUGGGGUCAGUUCCAAUCACCCUUUGCCUUGCAUUCAUUUGGAUGAGGUUCGGUAUCCUGCUGUAUCGUGAAGUGAGAAAGAAGUGGUUCCCAUCUGAGAGAAGGGGUGGCGAGGAAAUCCGCGAUACACGUUUGGCCAGAGAAACGGAGAUCGCUCACAUGAGGGAACUCCUGUAUCCAGGAUCAAUUUCGGGGAAUAUGGUUGGAUUAAACUGGUUUUCAACGCUGCUUCGUUGUUUCUACAAACCAAGGAAAGAUUUCAAAUUUUCGACGCAAUUCAUUUCAACAACUUUGGUUAGCGCUUUAAUGAUCCUUCAGGUUUUCAUGGCAGUUCUUUCCCCAAUGGACGUGAUUAGAAGGGUUUAUAUUGAAAAAUACAAAACUCAUGGGGACACCAGCUCGGCUAAUUUUGUAGACGUCCUCUUUGUUUUCUUUGCAGGCGGGAUAGAAGCAGGACUUGUCUUGUCUGCGGUCAUUUCUCUUUUGAUGUUGCUUCACUUCAUGAAAUGCCAUCGAGAACACGUGCUUCAGUUGUAUCAAGGGCAAGCAAUAUAUUCAAAGGACCUGCUCUUGACACCUGCAGCUUCAGUGGGAAAGAGUCUCCGAUAUUCUGGAUAUCAGAUAGCGUACACAUUGCUUGGUUUUGGCACUCUGACAAUUUUUCUGUCAACUGUGGUUGCUGCUCUGGCAAUCGUUUUCAAAUCGAAAGAACUGCUCGCCCCAGAAUUAUGGAAACAUUUGAAAGAAACUGGAAUUGCUAUUUUACCCACUUUGGCCUUGGCUAUUUUUCUGAUGUUGUUCCAGUUGUUUCUGACACAUUUCGUCUUCCGGUACUCGAAUUAUCCAAACAUCACUGUCACAAUUGAUAAUAGGCGGCUAUUCUCCAUCAUGUCAUACUUUUUCUUCUUCUACAACAUAAUUCUUGGACUUUUCUCUGGUUUUAUGCGAAUUCUAAAGGGCAUGCUUUUAGGAGUGAUUUUCAUCUCUCGUAUCGAUCGAACAUCACUGAUGCAGGGUUUCCAGGCUUGGGACAAAGCUUUUGUCGCAUACCUUGGUUUUGUGACUGUGCUGGUUGCCCACAGCCAUCCCGUGAUGCUGGUGUUCUGUCAGUUGCUUAUUGACAGAAAAAAAGAUCACCAGCCCCCGCAAGACCGCUUUAUGCGGGAGCCCCGUCGGCCGCGCAUGUCUCAAAAGGCUGUCAACCGCUGGUUCCUGGCCGUGACUCUCCUACGCAACCCAUCUUUUAUCAAGUACCGCCGCCAAGGCCGCCAUUUCACGGCAUCUGUUGUGACUCUUGGAAGCGUCAACUUUGACGUUCCAGUGUAAAACUUUGAGACAAACUCAGAAGGAAGACCACCGUUCUUUCUUUAUGGUUCACUUUUCCGGAGAUCUGCUGUAGCUUGGGGUUAAAAGUUUCCCUCGUUUUUUACCACAGUAUAAUACAGUCUGUAUCUUGGCGUUGUUGUUAUUGUUGUUGUAGUUGCUUUUUUUUUUGUAUUUUAAAUUUUUUGAGUCAACAUGUUACUCCUCUAAUGAAAGCUACUCUAAAUUCUGGGCUAAACUUUAUUAAACACGUAGAUUGUGGUAGAGAAGUGAGUAAAGAAGCACACAAAGUACUUAUUGAAAAACAAUUUAAAAUUGUGGAUUUUUAUUGCUGGCUUCGGAAAUGGGAAUUACAUUAUCUGGCAAACAUGGAGAGGCAGAUGGUAACAUUUGCAAUUUAAGAUGAAGUUUUGGGAAAUCUACUUCUCUUUAAACGAUAAUGGAUUCUAAAUAUUGAUUAAUUUUCUUUGGUACAUUUGAAUUUGAUGAGUUUUUUUUAAAGAUAAUAUAUCGAGUAUUGAAAAGUAAUAUAUACAAAAAGAGCAAGCAGUUUACGUUAGGCUAAAAGCCAAGUAUAUAGGAAGGAAAAAAAAGAGAAAAAUAAUAAAUAAAUAUUACAGUUUGCUUAGGCGUUUUAAG